Moneuplotes crassus is the source of this 952-nucleotide messenger RNA. The record is from the annotation of a GenBank genome assembly. Lineage: Eukaryota; Ciliophora; Spirotrichea; Euplotida; Euplotidae.
UUUGUAAUUGGAAAUUGGAAAUGAAGAUCUUUGUCACCUUUGCUUGCCUCUUAUUCUCUAGCUUUGCAAUGUCUGAUGUGAAGACUGUCCAAGAAUGCAUUCAGUGCGUCAAUCAAGGGGACUUUCUUUGUCAGGAAAAUAAUUUUCAGUUAUAAAUUAUCACUGAUGCUCAGGAGAAAAUUUUUAUAAUGACUGUGAUUAUUCAGUAAGAAGCUCUUGGACUUGAAAUAAUGAAGCUAAGUACAUUGGAGGACAAUAUGGAGUGUACCUUAACUGUCCCACUAAUUAUGAGAUCUGUGGCGAAAGAAAAAUUUCAUUUUUGUCUGAGAAUUCUGAAGUUAUAUCAGCAUCCUCAAUUCCUGCAGACCAGGUCUGAGUGUAUGAGCUAGAAUUUGAAGACUCUCAUAUGUACGAUAGCUUUAGACUAAGCUCGUCUGACAUUAAGAAUUCUAAAAUUCUUUUGUUCUCUAAUCCUUAUUCGACCAAUUAUAUUUUUGAAGGAGAACUGCAAUUUUUAGAAAAUCCCAAUGAAGCCCGAAAAGAAAUUUUGCCCACAAAAUAUGGGGCAUCAAUUAUUAAAAUUCUUGUUUUACCUCAAAAUGGUAACGUAGGAAGCUUCUCAAUAUCUGCAAAUGCAUUUGAUUCAAAGAAGAGAGGAGGCUCUUCCUUCAACUGGCCUAUUUAUCUCCCCAUCAUGCUUGGGGGAGGAAUGAUCAUUGCAAAUACAAUACUUUGCAUCUUAUAUAAAAGGAGAAAGAGAAAUCAAGAAAGAGCAAGGUUAGCAUCAAGACUCCAAAACAACCAAAUCAACAACCCCAACUCCGCCCACCAAUCCCUCAUCGACGACCAAGACCGCACUGAAGAAUCCUCCCAAGAUUUCAUCCACCACCAAAUUCACAUCCCUCACUAAUCUCUCAGAUCACCUCCGCUAAAAUCUCUCCAAAAAUUGCAC